AUGAAUACAGUACUUCUUUUAAGUUUUUUUGUGGUGGGGACUUCCGCAAUACAUCACUCGAUGACACCACUCGAAUUGAAGCACUUUUUCGGAACUGAAAACAAAGGCAAAGUUCCGGACUACUUCUUGGAUGGGCAUAAAAAACAAAGAUUGGAUAUUGAUGAUAGCUUCAAAAUGGAUUUUCUUAUUGAUGGAGUCAUGGAGACGUUCGUGUUACGCAACAAACCGCAUCUGUUCUCCGAAGGUUUCCACAUGAUGGAAGACGACGUGGAAUCGAUGAUGCAUCCAUUGAAGAAUUGUGUUUACGAGGGAGAAAGUGCCGUUCGGAACGGCACACGCAUCGGCCUUGUCGGAUGCGGACACAAUUUGAAUGGCAUGGUCAUUACUGAUAACGGGGAUUACCACUUGAUCCAAUCUCAUCACCAAUCCGGUCAGCAUGUUAUCCAUAAAAGAAGUAUCGAAUCCAUCGAUCAUGAGUGUCAAUUCGAUGCCAGCCAGGAUCCGUAUCCUGAAGAUAGAGAAGAGAUAGCAAUGAAAAGCAUGCUGAUGAGAAUGGUGAAGGAUAUCAGGAGAGCGGAACCACAUCGAAGAGGAGAUAUUUUGACAGUGGAAUUGGCGGUGUUUGCGGAUGACGCCAUGUGGGACCAUUUUAAGAAAAUGUAUGGAAAAGCUGCCGAGGAGAAUAUGCACACUUUCAUUAUGGCCGUUGUCAAUAAUAUCGACGUACUUUAUACUCAACGACUACUGCAGCCAAGAAUCAAUAUCAAAAUUGUCAGAUAUGAAAUUUUGAAAAAUAUUCCGGCUCUCAUGCAUGCUAGAAAACAUUCCAAUGGCGACGUGGAUCGCUUACUAGAUGCUUUCUGUCAAUAUCAAAACGAAAUCAACCCUCCAAGUGACGCAGAUCCAAGACAUUGGGACCACGCACUUCUAUUUUCGGGCUACGAUCUUCAUCGAAACGGAGUGAAAACAGUUGCGGGAUACGCGCCAGUGAAAGGCAUGUGCAGUGGUGUACGAUCAUGUACAAUUAACGAAGGCCUUGAUUUUGGAAGCGUUUUUGUGGUUACGCAUGAGAUGGGCCAUAGUUUGGGCAUGUACCACGACGGAGAUAACGAAUGCGAUCUUCGAUGUUGCAUCAUGAGUCCUUCUGUCGGAAGUGGCAAGACACACUGGAGUCAUUGUUCUGUCAAUGAAAUGGCAACUUUUGUUGGGCAUCUGGGCGAUGACUUCCGUCCUCCAAAUUGUCUUCAAGAUGCCUCGGCGGAACAGAGAAUGGUGGCAUUUAAAGAGUCUGAGCCACCAGGUCAACUUUUUACAAUGGAUGAGCAAUGUGAAAUUUUCCAUGGUGAAUGUUGGAAACACGAGUUGAAAGAUGGACAGACGAUGCAAAAUGUGUGUCAGAUGGUUUGGUGUGGAAACGGAGAAGGGGUGAUCAGAACAGCACAUCCAGCUCUGGAAGGAACGUAUUGUGGAUUUGGAAUGAUCUGUCGCCAAGGCCAGUGUGUUGGAUCAAAUCAACUGAUGCGAGUUACGGUAGGCGGUUGGUCUUCGUGGAACGAUCGACCAGCACCCACUUGCGGUGGCAGAUGUUCUCCGUGUGAGAUUCGAGGACAGAUUCGAAUUAUGCGUAGUAUCCGACAGUGUAAUAAUCCUAGGUUGGACGAUUUUCAAAGAACAAAAAAAUCUAAAAGGGGUCGUUGUAGUUCGAAUAAUGGAGGAGCGCCGUGUCAAGGAGAUGAAGCUCGUGGAAUGGUUUGUCAUAGAGACGUUUGCAAUGGAGACUCUAUCGAAAACUAUGCAACUCGUGUAUGCUCAAAACUCCGUGACGAAAACGCGAUUCCUAACACGAUUCUAUCCGGAGAAGGAAUGCAGUUCGAGCAGGCGAUGUGCAAGAUCUGGUGCUUGAUCUCUGGAUCAACCAACAUUCGAACAGUCUCCAACUUCCCAGAUGGAACACCUUGUGGUAGCAAUCAGUUCUGUAUCAAGGGAGAGUGCAGGCCUCUUCUAUGUGGUUCAACCACACUAGCCUAUUCAAAAGCGGACUGUCCUCUUAGUGUGCUCGCCACAACUACGCAAGCACCACAGCCGCAUAUUCAUUCUGUUGAUCAAUCAGCAUCGAAGCAGAAUCCAUACAAAGAGCAGAAAAAAGGUAUAGCUCACUUCGGAAAAAGUAGGAAGUUGAAAGUACUAAAUUUUUUUCAGUUCCUUUCCUCAACGAAUGGUCUGGAUGGUCGGUUUGGUCAGAGUGUGUCACUUAUGACUGCCGUGAGUAUAUUACUACUCAAUUUUGAAUUUUUUGUACUCGCAAUUUCAGACACACAAGGAGUCAAAGUUCGUGUCAGAAGAUGUCUUGCCGGUGUCUGUGCUGGAGCUCUUCGUGAAAAAAUGCCGUGCACCAGACCAUGCACUGGUUCUGAACGAGCUCUCACCACAUCCGCCCCUCAACAAACUUUCCGUAACAGGUUCAUCGCUCCAUUACCAAAUCGGCAGACAAAUGUGAUCAUUAGGAAAGUAGAUCACUGGGGACCAUGGUCAGCAUGCAGUGUAACUUGUGGUACUGGGCAGAAACUCCGAAGAAGAGACAACUGUAUUGGACAAGAUUGUGCUGAAACGGGACCAUGUGUCAUGCAGGCUUGUAAUUCGGCUCCAGACAACACAUGGACAGAAUGGUCGGCAUGGUCAGCGUGUUCUGUGAAUUGUGGAGAAGGGUUGCAAUUCAGAAAGCGUGCAUGCUUUGCAGCAUUCUGUCGUGGAAGGGACAGUGAUGUUAGGAAUUGUUAUGGACAGCACUGCGUAGCAACUACAACAACACAAAGACCAUUGGUGAAUAGGUCCGGUUUGUGGACAGGGUGGUCGAAUUGGUCAGCAUGUAGCACGAAAUGUGGUGUUGGACAAAGAACCAGAAGGAGGAGGUGUUAUCAAGGAUUUUGCAUGGAACAACACCCCGAUGGAAUCGUCACGUCGUCAUUCAGCCGGGACGUUGAAUCUGUGGCCUUUGCGGUGCUUCUGUUCUUGACCGCAGGAAUUGUUCUUUUCAUUUCCUGCUUCUUCGUCACCAAGUGUCUUCAAUGCUACAAGGCAAGGCAAAGAAGACUCCGCCGCAAAGCUCUUGGGGAGGAUGAUGACGACGACGAUGAUGACGAUGUGGACAAUGAUGACAUGGAUGAGGAUGAGCCCAACACUGGAAUCACCACAUCCAACCCGGAUCUCGUUAAAGUUUGA
Molecule: messenger RNA, 3219 nt
Organism: Caenorhabditis briggsae
Lineage: Eukaryota; Metazoa; Nematoda; Chromadorea; Rhabditida; Rhabditidae
Exons: 19
Coding region: 1-3219 (1072 amino acids)
Biological process (GO): extracellular matrix organization; proteolysis
Cellular component (GO): extracellular matrix
Molecular function (GO): metalloendopeptidase activity
Source: RefSeq, a predicted model, not a curated record